Molecule: messenger RNA, 549 nt
Organism: Phaeoacremonium minimum UCRPA7
Lineage: Eukaryota; Fungi; Ascomycota; Sordariomycetes; Togniniales; Togniniaceae
Product: putative phosphatidylinositol 4-kinase pik1alpha protein
Exons: 3
Coding region: 1-549 (182 amino acids)
Source: RefSeq, a predicted model, not a curated record
AUGGCUCCUGACGACAGGUCCCUCGAGCAACGUUCGGACGGGCACCGACAUGAAUGGACGACUUUCGAGUUCGACAUCAUGCUCUCACUCAUCUGCAAGGGGACACACCUCCAUGGCAUCGUCGAGUUCGCGACAAAGUUUAACGAGGGUCUGAAUGGUGCAGGCUACAGCGGCCAUCGCCGUGACGUCGACAUGGAGGAUAUUCAGGAGAUCUUGUUGUACAUAUUAGACAAAAAGAAGGCGGCCGUUGCGUUCAUUGAGCGACAGCAUAUGCCGCGAGUUACUCGUGCCCAGAAGAGAGUUUUCAUGCGCAGCAUCAAUUUCACCGGCACUCUGAAGGAGUGGAAGAUCGAUGGACGGAAGGACGAGGAGGCACUGGAGCACCCAAACAGGGUCAGACAGAUGGUCGAGCGGCAGCAGAAGGAGCAGUUCCUCCGCGACUUCGAGAGGCAUGUUGAGCAACAAGACAUGCAGCGUGGUCACCAACGACUAGCUGGUGAACUGGGUGACACAGCUGACAUGCUGCGUAGUCAGCCGGGGUUCUCCUGA